UAUGUAACUCGAACUUCUGUGUUGAAAUUGCAGAACAAUUGAAUUUAAAUCUCUAGUACACGAUGAAGCGUAGCAUUACUAAUAUUGUGGAUGAGCAGCGCGAGAAGGACAAGUCGUCUAGCCCGCCCCCUCCAUAUUCGCCAUUAUCCUCGCCGAGAUCUUCGCCGCCGCCGACCACCAAUGGAUAUCCCGUUUUGUACGUGGAUGUGGUGAAGAACCGACCAACGGAGAGGAUUCUGCCAACACCUCCAUUGCCUCGGUCUGUUUCACCGGAGUUCAGUAUUUUCCCGGAAGAUUUUCCGGCUCUGCCGCGCACCGCAAACUUGCCAUUGGAUCCGAAUUCAACGGUUCCCGUCGACUGGAAAUCUGCUUUGAGCGAGGAAGAACGGGCUGAGUUGGCCAAGUACAGGGAUGAAGUCAUGUCCAGCGACACGAAGGUCGGUUCCGACAGCAGCGAUGACUUUCUGGCGAAUGUCCAGGGUCAAGAAAAGGCCAUGGAUUCCUUUCCGCAAUUUAAUAGUUACCUUGUCAAUUCCUCGGGCUUCGAUGUGAGCCUGAUUUUUGGCAAGCAAUUCCUGCAGGAGGGUGUCCGACAGAGGGCUCUCAUUGCAAGCCGCAAGAGGCAUAACCAAGAGAGUGUUUAUCCUCCUCCGGGUUUCGAGAACACCAAAAUCUUUGCCCGCAUGAAGACCAAUGGCACAGGAAUGCCACUGGGAGGCGUCAACUUUGAGCUGGGAACUCCGUUGUACGACCGGAUGUGGAAAAUGAAUUCGGAAUCGCCACGUUCCGCUGUUGAAGGAAGCUUUGGAAUGCUGGGACUGGCUAGUAAACUGGGAUCGGUCCAGCGAAAUCCCCGGCUGAUGCCGAACCUUUUUGGCGAUAAUGUCCAGUACGGAGGAUCCUGCAGGGUCUCCUUUCCCGGCUCCAACUACAACUACAAUGUGCCAUUAAGCUUCCGCCUGGCUGGAAGAUUGGGUCUUCCACAACCGAGGACUGAUCAGAUGCAGGUGGAGCUGCUGUUUUACCUAUUUUACACCUUCACGGGAGAUCUGCUGCAGAUGCUCGCAGCAGCGGAAUUGGCGGAACGGGGCUGGCGGUAUCACAAGUUCAUGCUCUACUGGAUCAUCCGUCAGGCGGACAAUCCUAACUACUCGUAUAAGGGCUACCAGGAGUCCGGCGAGUACAACUACUUCAACAUGUGCCAGUGGAAGAUCCAGCCGCGUCACUUUCAACUGGAUCCCGAGCAGAUUGACAGGACACUGUCCAAGGAGGAACUGUACAAGAUGCAUGGCUACCAUCCGCAGAUGUCUUCCGUGUAGAGGAAUACCUAUUAUUCCCUCGGUGGCCUUUUAAUAUGUAUCGUCGAUCUCACAAAUUUUAUACAA
Messenger RNA from Drosophila ficusphila, 1385 nucleotides. RefSeq lists its product as uncharacterized. The transcript has a single exon. Gene Ontology annotation, biological process: nuclear-transcribed mRNA poly(A) tail shortening; regulation of stem cell population maintenance; regulation of DNA-templated transcription. The record is from RefSeq and is a predicted model, not a curated record. NCBI's taxonomy places the organism in Eukaryota, Metazoa, Arthropoda, Insecta, Diptera, Drosophilidae. Gene Ontology annotation, cellular component: P-body; CCR4-NOT core complex. The coding region runs from base 63 to 1319 and encodes 418 amino acids.